Aspergillus eucalypticola CBS 122712 is the source of this 1794-nucleotide messenger RNA. Its product is annotated as HET-domain-containing protein. The transcript has a single exon. Lineage: Eukaryota; Fungi; Ascomycota; Eurotiomycetes; Eurotiales; Aspergillaceae. The coding region runs from base 1 to 1794 and encodes 597 amino acids. The record is from RefSeq and is a predicted model, not a curated record.
AUGAGACUGAUCAACGCAAGAACAUACCAAUUGGAAGAAUACCUCGACAGUGAUAUCCCCGAAUAUGCAAUUCUGUCACAUACGUGGGGAAAGAAUGAAAUCUUCUUUCAAGAUCUUCAGGCACUGUCAACAGGCUCCAGGUACUGGGAUCGUGUGGUAGGCAAGGAAGGAUUUUUCAAAAUCAAGUAUACCUGCCAGCAAGCGAUCAGGGAUGGUCUAGAUUACGCUUGGGUUGAUACAUGCUGUAUCAACAAAAGCAGUAGUGCGGAAAUCUCCGAAGCUAUAAACUCCAUGUUCCAAUGGUACAUGCGAUCAAGCAAGUGCUAUGUUUACUUGUCUGACAUCCCCAGCGACUACGGUGAGAUUCCACUCAUUGAGCAAGUUGGAAGCUUUGCCGAACCCGCCAGAAGACGCAGGCCUAGUAAAUACGAUGCGAUGAUCAAUGGCCCCUUUGCAAGAUGCCGCUGGCUCACCCGAGGAUGGACAUUGCAGGAGUUGAUUGCACCCACGGAUUUGACCUUUUAUGGGUCUGGCUGGAACUUCCUUGGUACAAAAGCAUCAAUGACAGCCCUCCUCUCUACCAUCACUGGCAUAGACCAGCGCGUUCUUAGAGACUUGACAAACACAAAAGAGUCACUGAGAUCAGUAUGUGUCGCACAGAAGAUGUCAUGGGCAGCUAAGAGGCGGACUUCUAAGAUAGAGGAUGAGGCAUAUUGUCUCCUGGGUCUGUUUGAUGUUCAUAUGCCUAUCCUCUAUGGCGAAGGCAAGGCUGCAUUUAUUAGACUACAAGAGCAAAUCAUCAAGAGUUCCGAUGAUCACACCAUUUUCGCAUGGAACUAUUGCGAUAUUGAGCAAGAGAGACAGUACACCGUCCUUGCUCCGUCCUCAUCCUGCUUUCUCAAGAACGUCGUCCAAUGGUCCCGUCCGCGUAACAGUGGGCCAUACACCAUGACCAACCGAGGCCUCCGCAUCCCGCUUCCCGUCACAUAUCAAAACGGGCCUAAGGAUAGCUGCCUCGCGCUCUUGGACUGCCACUAUGAGGAUGAUGUCACAGGCGCCUUGGCCCUUCCUCUUACUCCUCGACCAGACAACACAUUUGAUAUCCAUUAUGAUAUCUCGCGGGGGCGGGUAGUGAGAGUUGACUUGGGUCUAGAAACAAAAGCCAUGACUCGAGAGCUCUAUAUCCGAUCACAGUCCAAUGUUCCUGACCGAGGGCCACAACUGACAUGUCAAAUCCACAUCAAUCGAGAGGAUUUCAGAACAGCGAGUCAGCGCAUAACGGAAUACUAUCCAUCGCGUAUCUGGGAUGCUGAAAAUCACCGACUACGACUUACCUCCAACGACUCGACUUCCUUGGAAACAUGGGCUGCUGUUAGGUUACAAGACUCCUCCGAAAGAGCCAUCGGAGUUGUGUUCCACCUUUCACCACAAAGAAGGCCAGAGAGCACAGCGACCUUCAAUGUACAUGGUUGGAUCUACAUGCAGACCAUGAGGCCCGAAAUGGCCCUCUCCCAUGUAGUCGAUCAGGUCAUUCGCGGCUGCGCCUCAGCUUCAGCGUAUGAAUACGGGAACCAUGGAUCCUAUACCCUUGCCUUAGGCCGAAGACAUAGCAUGGUGGCAACCAACACUAUGAUCAGUGGUAAUGGCUCAGAGACGCUCAUGAACGUGACUGUCGCUGAUCGGUAUGCGCCUUGCACGUUGCGACGUGUCUUUGGCGCGGCUCCUAAGCCCCUGAAGAACGCAGAAACACUUUCUAACGAGAAGGAUCUGCGAACGAGCGUGUCUACAGAUUAG